This is a messenger RNA of Emericellopsis cladophorae, 651 nucleotides long. RefSeq names its product Vacuolar ATPase assembly VMA22. The transcript has a single exon. NCBI's taxonomy places the organism in Eukaryota, Fungi, Ascomycota, Sordariomycetes, Hypocreales, Bionectriaceae. The record is from RefSeq and is a predicted model, not a curated record. Gene Ontology annotation, biological process: vacuolar proton-transporting V-type ATPase complex assembly. Gene Ontology annotation, cellular component: extrinsic component of endoplasmic reticulum membrane; Vma12-Vma22 assembly complex. Bases 1 to 651 code for a protein of 216 amino acids.
AUGGACCAGUCCCACAUUGAUGCCCUCCUUGCGAGGCAUCUCCUCCUACUCGACGAGUACACCCAGCUUCGCGACCGCCUCGCCAAGCUCCAAUCCAACAUGUUCUACCAGCUCGCCCGCGCCAACUUUGAGACGCAACGAGGUUUUCGCUACGGCAGCGACCAAUAUGAUGCUCGCAUGAAGGCUUCGCGGCAGCUGCAAAUAUUCGAAGACGCUGAGGAUGGCAUGACGUGGACGAUUGGGGAUGCAAUCCCUGAUGCUGAGCCCGAGAAGGAGGAGCACGAAGAAGAGGGAGAAGAAGUGACCAGCCACGACGACAAGCUGGCGGAAGAGCUCGAGGGGAAACUGGGAAUUUCGGAUGACGGUGUUGAGGCAGAGAGUGAAGAACCAGCGCCGCAUGCAGAACAGCAACGCAAACUUGGCGAUCCGCUCCGGUGGUACGGGCUCUUUCCCCCAACGAGUCUACGAACUGCACAGUCUGCGUCGAGAGAGGCGGUACACGAGGUCAUACCGCGUCUUGUGACAGUUGACGCCAAGAUGCAGCGACUGGAGAUUGAGAUCCGGCGAGCACGGAAGAAGAGGGCAAAGACAGAAGAGAAGAAGAGCAAAGUUAAAGCCACAAAGAGUGCGGCGGUAGGAGCAUCAGUAUGA